Alnus glutinosa is the source of this 4740-nucleotide messenger RNA. RefSeq lists its product as uncharacterized. NCBI's taxonomy places the organism in Eukaryota, Viridiplantae, Streptophyta, Magnoliopsida, Fagales, Betulaceae. Bases 1153 to 4089 code for a protein of 978 amino acids. The record is from RefSeq and is a predicted model, not a curated record. The transcript is spliced from 7 exons.
GAGAAUUCUACACGCAGGCAGAGAGAGAGAGAGGGACUAGGGAGGGAGAAUCAGAAGGGGGUGGUGGUGACUUUGAUGAUGGCUGAAGAUGGAAUUGCAGCAGAGAAAAUGGAGACAGCCAAAACUUUCCUUACAGACAAAGCUCUCUCUCUCUAUCUCUCACUUUCUUAAUGGGCCCAGCAAUCCUACCCCAACUGUCACGUAUCCUUCCACUGUCAGCCAACAACAUUGUAAAGCUUUCUCCUUUCUCUUUCCCCACCUCACCACCACUUUUCUCAGUCUUUAAUGGCUGCCUCAUCUUAGAAAUUCUGCAUAAAAAAAUAAUGGGUCGGUGCUAGAUAAGCAUUUGGGGCCUCUCUUUUUGGCUGUCACAAAGAUACCCACAUGGAAAAAGUCUUUGUUUUCAGUCAGGUUUUCGGUUGAAUUUGCAUAAAAUUCAUCUUGAUUUUUUUUUGGGUUCCUUAGUAGUGAAUUGGAGUCUUUCUUGGUGCUUGAAGCUCUGACAUUUGGUGUCUUCGGAAUCUGGAAAACAAGUAUUUUUGGUGUUUCAGGGGCUAUAUUUUUGGGCGUCUUCCAUGGUGCAUUGGAGAGAAUUGGAAUUUUUACUUUUCACACUGCGUCUUGAUGUUUUAGCAGCUGAAGCAUUUGCACUGAGUGGAGAUUUUAAAUAGGUUUUGGCAAAGAGAGAAUAUGCAAAUUACCACAAUCACGUUUUUUCCACAGAGUUGGUCAUUGAUCAGUCUUUUCUAUUGAAAUUUGAGGGUGAAUUGUGACCAAUUUGCGAUCACUAUAAUUGGAGGAGAUAUAUAGUUAUCCUAAAUGGUAUUUUCUUUGAAGGUAAGACCAGAUUACCGGAAGUUUGAGCUUUCGUGAAGUCUGCAAGGUGCUGUUUAAGGCUUAUUGAUGAAAAAAGAAGGCUUUGAUACCUUGCCAUCCAAAGAAAGCUUUAGUGCCUUGAGCUUCACUCUGUCGAAAGCUUGAGGGGUUGAAAUUGGAAUCUGAUCAUUCUUCUCUAAUAGAUUUUACCCGCUGCAUAGUUGUUCAUCUCCUUGUUCACUUUCAGGGCUCUAAAUUCGAGGUUUAAUGUGGUCAUUACUAGCGUGGAAUUUUGAUUGAACAAAGCCAAAUAAAUCCAAGAUUUAAUCAUUCAUUAUGGCGAAGAAAUCCCAGAGACGCCCUGUGCGGUAUGAAAAAGAUCAGUCAGGCUGUAUGUGGGGCUUGAUCAGCAUCUUUGACUUCCGCCAGGGUCGCUCUACUCGGAGGCUGCUCUCAGAUAGGAAGCUUGGGGGCAGGCAUGCUGUUGGUGCUGGUCAUUCAGUGAAUAAAUUUGAGGUGUUGACUAAUUUGGUUGAAAAUCAUCAAGGCACCCUCGAUGGUGAAGGGAGUAUGACUGCAAUAGUGACAACUAAUGCUGGUAAGCCUAGUAUGAAGAAACUCAUAGAAGAGGAGAUGUUCAGUGAGCAGGACCUAAAAAAGGAGAAUAUCAAUGCUGAAGUAGAAACAAAACUGAACAAGUCAGGACAUGAAGGUAACAUAAAGACAGAGAACAAAAGAACAAAAAAGACUCGCAAGAAAAGCCGUGAUAUGGACAAUCAUGACUUGAGUGCUGCUAAAAACUUGGACUCUGAAUGCUCUAUUAAUCAGAAUUUAGAGAAACAAUCAGUAGACAAUAUUGUUAUAGAUGGAAUGAUGGAAGAGUUCUGUCAUUGGGUCCAUCAAAAGAGUUUAAAUUAUUUGAAGCAUGACCAGGAUGAUGAAGUUCAAGCGCAAUCAAACCAGACGCAUUGUGAUUUUGACAGAUUGAAUGAGGCAAUCAAGGAGUUCAAGGCAAAACAUCUCAAAGAAAAUGGGAAAAUCCACCGCACCAAAGAACUGAUUGGUGCACGUGAGAUUUUAAGUUCUGAUGAGGAAUUGUUUUUGAAAUUAAUACAAGAUCCUAACUCUCUGUUGGCGAAAUAUGUUCUAAACUUGCAGGAUGGUCUGGUUGAGAAAGGCAAAGAACCCAAGUCUCUUCCAGAAUCCAACUUGCCAGAAGUGGAGCUUGGUAGUUUAAGACAAUCUGAGGAGCUUGUCAAUUGUAAGCAGCAGCGUAACUUCUUCAGGAGAAAGGUCAAGUCCCAGCAAAGAAACCCAUCGAAACUAAAUGAGAAUUCUGAAGCUCCUAAUAGAAUUGUUAUUUUGAAGCCUGGACCGGCAGGCUUGCAGAAUUCUGAAACUGAAAAUAGUAUUGGCUCAUCACGAGAACCUCAUUACAUGGUUGGAGAUAAAGGGUCUACUGAGAGAGUUGGUACACAUUUUUUUCUUGCUGAAAUUAAAAGAAAGUUGAAAAGUGCCAUGGGAAAGGAGUGGCAUGGAAUCUCUACUAUUUCUGUUUCUAAUAAUAUUCCUCAUAAACUUCAAAGUUUGGGAGAUCGUGACACAGGGAUUGAUAAGGAAGACACUGGGGAAAUUUCUCCAAGUAAGGAUCAAUUCUAUAUGGAAAGAACUGUUAGUCCUGCCAUUGGUGCCAAGAAAGGAGGCAAGACUGGCAAAUUGAAAGAUUCUGAAAUAGGUCUGGAACAUGAAACUGAUGGUUAUCCCAAACAAAUGGUAUCUACUAUCUACACUGAAGCCAAGAAACAUCUCUCUGAGAUGCUGAGCAACGGGGAUGAAGGUGUAGAUUUCUCAAGCAAACAGGUACCUAAAACCUUGGGGAGGAUUCUCUCUCUUCCUGAGUACAACUUGUCUCCCAUUGCCAGUCCUGGAAGGGCCUGGGAAGACAAAUUCGUAACUGCACAGAUGAGGUUUUCUGCCUGUGGCAAAAUUCAGAAGGUCAAUUCAAACACGUGGUCUCCCAAAAGAGAAAACAAUGUCAGCCAUCUAGGUCGGGCAACAGAAAACUUAGAGAGUCGGUCAUCCAUUUCUGACUGCCCUGAUAAAAAAGUACAAGCUCUUAACUCAAAUCCGGAUAUCUCAGAAAACUUAGAGAGUCGUUCAUCCAUUUCUGACUGCCCUGAUAACAAAGUACAAGCUCUUAACUCAAAUCCGGAUAUCUCAGAUGAUCAUGAUAAUGGAGUGGAAGGAACCUUUGUUUCCAUCAGUGAUGAGAUCAGUCCUGACGGUGUUGUAGAGAUUGUAAAAGUGACUGAAAUUGUAGUUCACGAAGAGAUUAGUGUCUUGAAUGCUCCUCCUGAUCCAAGUAGCUCUUCAAUGAUCAGAGAUGAUCAAAAUGCUGAUACAUCCGAAAUUUGUGAUGAUAAAGGAUAUUGUGAAAGCUUGAAACAGGAAUCACAUGAAGAGAAGCAAGUGCCAUCUUCUCCAUCAGUAUCCCCCUCCAGCUCCUUAAUCAACAAGAAAAUUGAAAAUCUAGAAAGUGCUGUUGAUAUACCAGAGCGACCAAGUCCUGUAUCUGUUCUCGAGCUGCUAUUCACAGAAGAUGACAUCAGCCCUACAAAGUCCAUAUCCCGAUCUGUCGAGCUAGCACUGCAACCACUGCAGCUUCAAUUUGAAGAACACGACGACUCAGCUGCAAAUCAAGUUCACUGUGCAAAAACUUGUAUGGAAGACAAGGAACUUAUAUUCGAAUAUGUAAAAGCAGUGCUACAAGUCUCUGGAUUGAACUGGGAUGAAGUCUGUGUGAAGUGUCUCACUUCAGACCAGCUUCUUGAUGCAUCAUUGUGUGGUGAGGUAGACUUCUUUUCCAACCAGCUCUGCUAUGACCGGAAGCUCCUUUUUGACUGUAUUAACGAGGUUCUCCUGGAGGUCUGUCAGCACCAUUUUGGUUGCUGCCCUUGGGUAUCAUUCAUAAAACCUAGCAUAAGGCCAGUUCAAAACAUGAAAAAUGCUACUCAAGAGGUCUGGGGAGGAGUAAAUUGGCAUCUCAUUCCUCUGCCUCUGCCUCAUACUUUGGACCAAAUUGUCAGAAAAGACAUGGCAAGAAUGGGAGCAUGGAUGGAUCUUUGUUUCGAUGCUGACGCUAUUGGUGUUGAGAUGGGUGAAGCCAUUCUCGAAGACUUAAUGGAAGACAUAGUAUUGGGCUGUGUAAAUAGAAGUACAGAAAGUGAGUAUACGGCCGAUCCGUCGGAAAACAGCAGCAGCAUCAACUUGUAAAAGGCAACCAACUUCUUUACGUCCAUGCCAUGCAUUGACCCAGCUUGUGUAGAGGUGGUAGGGAGGAGUUGUUUCUUGUUCAUCAGGGAAAGGAGUGACAUUCACUAAUUUGAGAGGGACUUUUGAGCAUAUGGUUUGACUUGGCUUUUUCUAACAUGUCCACUGAAAUCUUGUAGAUAUCUUACAAUCUUCUGAGCCCUCCUCCUAGGCGAAAAUCAUCAAAAGGAGGCGCUGCAUGCAAGAAUAAAAAUAACGCCUGUUUUGUGUGGCAAUUUUUCAAGUGAUUACGAGUGUGGAAUCUGGGUCAGUGUGCAUUUCACCCAGUAAAUAGAGGUUUUCCCGUUUUAGACCUUGUAGAGUUUGGUGGGUUGAUUUAGUCGAGGGUUUGUUCUUUUCUUUGUUUGAUUCCAAUCAUUCUUCCUUGUGUUCGCUUAUCUUUAUUUUGAGGGGUGUUUCUUUAUUUUACCUGUUUUGCUGCUGUAUUUACCGAAGUAUUGUGAUUGUAACUAAUUACUAUAGCCUAAAAGGAGAGAUACAAGUGACUUCACAUUAGGAGUGUUGUAGUCACCAUACAAACCGAGUGUUAUGUGAAGAUUGUUGAAAUUGAUACAUGAAAAAUAUGAAAUACUUGUUCCAGCUGGUUUUGGUUAA